GGUCAUUGAUAUGAUAAGUAUUUUUUUAAUCAGGUCAUGCACAGUCCGUCUGCCAACAUUUUAUGUUUCUGCAGUCAAACAGGGAGAAGAGGAUCGCCAUGGCUUCAAAAUCAGCAGUGAGUGGAUUGGUCAUCUUACUUCUCUCUGUGCCAGUGGUCCAAGGUCGGAAUAAUUGGGAUGUGACUUUAGCCUCUGCUCCAAUCUGUGCUUUUAAAGGAUCAACAGUGGUCAUACCCUGCACCUACACAUAUCCAUCAAGAAUGGAUGGCAUUGAUUUAAGAGUUCAGGAUACUUUCUGGUUCACUAAAAUGAAUGGAAAUCAGUAUGUAGACCUGAAAUCAGACCCAGACUACUCUGGUCGGGUGGAGUAUUCUUCAAAUGAGAAUAACUGCACUCUGAAAAUCAUCAGCGUGAGAGAGAGCGACUCAGCUGUGUACAAGUUCAGAUUCACAACAAACAAACAAGGUGGAAGUUACACUGGUGAAGGAGUUUCUCUGACCAUCACAGUCUUUCAGGUGCAGGUGGAGCAGGUAUCCACCCAGGCGGUGUUGAAGUGUCACAGCAGCCGCACUCUACCUGAUAAGCCUUCGUACGUCUGGUACAAAAAUGGAGUAGAAAUGUUUGGAAUUACAUCUUUUCGCAUCUCUGCUGACAUUAACAGCAGUUAUUCCUGUGCUUUUAAAGGUGAUGAUGAUCAGCGCUCUACUGAAGAAUGGGUUCAGGGCUGGAGUGUGACUUUCCCGUCUUCUCAGAUCUGUGCAGUGAAAGGAUCAACAGUAGUCAUACCCUGCAGCAUCACAUAUCCAUCAAGAGUGAAUGGCAUUGAUACAAGAGUAGAGGAAACCUUCUGGUCUGCUAAGAUAAAUAGAAAUCAACGUGUAGACUUGAAAUCAGACCAAAAUUACUUAGGUCGAGUGGAGUAUCUCUCUAGCAUGAACAUCUGCACUCUGAGACUCAUCGAUGUGAGACUUAGUGACUCAGCAGAGUACUGGUUUGGAUUUAAAACAAACCAAGCAGAGGAAAGUGUUACUUCUUCAUCUGGGGUCUCUCUGUCUGUCACAGAUCUUCAGGUUCUGCCUAAAAGAAUACAGAACCAGGUUGAGCUGACGUGUCACAGCAGCUGUAAUCCUGCUGAUAAUCCUUCAUAUGUCUGGUACCAAAAUGGAUGGAGAGAAAGUGAAGGGACAACAACUUUAAGAGUCUCCUUCAAUGAUAACAACAGGUAUUCCUGUGCAUUCAAAGGACAAGAAGAAUACCGCUCUCCAGAAGUGUAUGCUCCACAGGUUUGCUCAGACUCUAGGAGUCCAACUGGUGAAAUCAGGGAGAACAGUCAAGUGACUCUGAGCUGUAGCUGUGAUGUUUACCCUGCACCUGAGUAUACCUGGUAUAAAGAAUACCAAAGAGAACCUCUCAGGAACACAUCACACCUCAUCUUUAGUUCCAUUCAGUCCUCUGAUGCUGGACGGUAUUACUGUAGAGCAAAGAAUGAGCUGGGGGAGAAGCUGUCAUCAUUCAUUUCCGUUGAUGUGAAAUAUGCUCCAAAGCCUCCCUCUGUGUCGGUGAGUCUUGGUGAGGUAGUGGAGGGAUCUUCAGUGACUCUGACCUGUAGUAGCAAUGCCAACCCAGCAGCCACUUACACCUGGUACAAAACAACACAAUAUUCACAAAGUGCAAGCUCUGGAAAACAACUUUAUCUCAGGUCCAUCAAGGCCUCUGACUCUGGGGAUUAUUACUGUACAGCGAGGAACUACCUGGGAGAGAAAUCUGGAUCCAUUAGUAUUGAUGUGAAGUAUGCUCCAAAAUGGACCAUAAUAUCAGUGAAUCCUCCUGGUGAGAUAGUGGAGGGCAGCUUAGUGACUCUCACCUGCAGCAGUGUUGCAAACCCAGCAGCUGUUUACACCUGGUACAAGAAGGACAGGUAUCAAACCAUCCGAUGGCCUAUAAAAGAACCACAGCUUGAGUUCAGCUCCAUCGAGUCCUCUGACUCUGCAGAGUACAGCUGUGAAGCUGAGAACAAACUGGGAAAGGAGACCUCUGAAUGGAUCCUUAUUGACGUGAAAUUUGCUCCAAAACCCCCCUCUUUGUUAGCGAGUCCCUCUGCUAUAAUAGAGGAGGGCCAGUCAGUGACUCUGACCUGUAGCAGUGAUGCUAACCCACCAGCUAAUUACACCUGGUACAAGGAGAAUGAAGACUCACCAAAAGCUGCAGAGCAGAUUUAUACUAUCAGCAAUGCAAGAUCUGAACACAGUGGGAAUUAUGUCUGUGCCACCCAAAACACAAGAGGGUAUCACAACUCCACUAUACAUCUGAGUGUGAUGGCAGCAGGAGCAUGGAGAGUAACUACUUCUGUGACUGUUCCUGCUAUUCUCCUCACCAUCAUUCUCAUCUUUGUCUUCAUUUGGAUCAUUAGAAAGAGGAGGGCCUCCAAGCAACCGUCUGAGCCAGGAGAAAGAGCAGACAACAGUGAACAGAUACAGCCAUCAGAGCAGCAGGAUGAGCUUCAUUAUGCCACUGUGCACUUUAACAAAAACCUGACUGAACCUGUCUACUCCAACAUUCAACCAACUAAGCCCAAAAGACACAAACAACAGAAGGAAGACGAGAUGGUGGAGUACGCUAUGGUUAAAUUUCAUGGUGCCAGUACAGUCCAGAGUGCCAUCAGUCAAGAAGCUUUGGAGGAUCCAGCUGCAUUGUACAGUACAGUCAACAAACCCAACAAAACCCAUGGACGAAGUCACUUCUAGCUUCCACAGAAAUCCCAGCAGAGAGCCGCUCUAAAGCUAAGGCCAGAUCUGACAGCGGUAGGGUGUGGGAACCGUCAGCCUUGAAAAUCAGUCCUUUUACCUUGUGCAGUGGGUCUGAGUUAACGUGGAACGCCUCCUGACCUCCUGACAGAAGUCUGGCAUCUUUUGAGUUUGUGUUCUAUAACGUGUUGUAGCGUCCUGCAUCCACAUUCACCACCACACAGCCCCCACCAUCCUGUGCACAGUCAAUCAUGAGUUCACUCCUCCCCACCCAUGAGUCAUCCACCACCAAUCAUCACUCACCCAGUUUUCCCCGCGCGAUCCGAACUCUUCCUCCAGGAAGUAUAUUCGCAUGACUGCUUGGGUUGGCUGAAAGUGAGGAGGACGCCGGCUUACUUGCCAUAGUAGCACUGAAAAAAAUCUGCGUCUCUAUCGUUUCAUGCCGUGUUCACCUUCAUUUAUCCCUUUAUCCUUCGGUCCUGGGUCCAAGUCGGGCGAAGAAGGAUAAUUGUGUGUUUCCUUACUGUGUGGAGUCAUUGGACGGAGCGCCUCAUCCUCUGGGCAGGAAUCCUGAGGGUUUUCCGGAGUGGCAAACGAAGUCCGACUGACCUAACUGACUAUUGACUGCGCUGCGGUAGCGUGAGUGCCAAGUGUUUGUUUGUGUUAUUUCUGGUGUGUAAACAGCAAAAAAGAGACACUGGGUUUUGGUUUAUUUUUGGACUGUGGAGAGUUUUGGGGGAGUCCGUGGUGAAACCCAGACUGGAAUUUUGUUGUGAACUGGGAAAUUCUAUUGUCUGAGCUGGACUGAACUGUGUUGUUGAUUUUUGUUUGGAAAACCCGGAACGGACUCAUAUUUUGAACUGAAAUGAACUGAACUGAGAGAGUUGAACUGACACGCACACACGCACCCACGCGCACAUACAUUGCUUGGCUUUAUUUUUUGUGCCUUUUGCUUCUUGUGCCUGCAUUGAAUAUAAUUUGAAAAAUCUGCGUUGGUUUGCUUGGUUAUUUUGCAUUGCUGAACUUUUUGCUGAUAUUGCUCAUUUAUAUUGCAUUGCAUUUUCACUGCUGAGUGUGAAUUAUUGUUUUCUGUGGGUAAAAAUUAAACUUUUGUUUACUGUUGACCAAUGAGAGUACAAAAUGCCCUGCAUGUGCAGAGAAUACAAAGGUAAACAAAACUAUCUGAUGAAACAAAAAAGAAACAUGUGCUGUCAGAUGAACUAUGAGACAGAAGAAAGGUUUGUCAAGCUGGUAACAACAACCCUGCAUUUAUAAUGUGACAUGAAGGGACCAACAUGACGGACUGAAAAAAAGAGGAAUGUUGGCUGAAAUAAGAGACAUUCUUCAACAACCUGGUUAAUACUGGCUGUUAGCAGUUUCAUCAGGCCAGCAUAUCACUCAUCUUCAACGUUUAGAGACAGAGAGACAAAAAAAUACAGGAUUGUACA
Messenger RNA from Cheilinus undulatus (humphead wrasse), 4192 nucleotides. RefSeq names its product sialoadhesin-like. The record is from RefSeq and is a predicted model, not a curated record. Lineage: Eukaryota; Metazoa; Chordata; Actinopteri; Labriformes; Labridae. The transcript is spliced from 13 exons. The coding region runs from base 63 to 2744 and encodes 893 amino acids.